Molecule: messenger RNA, 3459 nt
Organism: Microthlaspi erraticum
Lineage: Eukaryota; Viridiplantae; Streptophyta; Magnoliopsida; Brassicales; Brassicaceae
Source: the annotation of a GenBank genome assembly
AUGUAUCAACCGGCGAUCUCGUGUUCCUGUGGAGCUGCCUCUGUUUUUGCAAAAGAAAAUGAGGAAGAGAAGAUCCAUCAGUUUGUUAUGGGUCUAGACGAUGCUCGAUUUGGCAGUCUCUGCACAGGUUUGAUUGCUGCAGAUCCUUUGCCAAGUCUUGGUGAAGCUUACUCCAAGGUGGUGCGUGAAGAACAGAGGCUGGCGUCAGCUCGUCUUCGCGAGACAAAUCAAGAGGUUGUGGGUUUCGCUACUCGGCGUGAUGAAUCACCGGUGUCUGCUCGGCGAGACCAGAGUCAAAGCGUUGACUCACAUUCUGAAGUACCAGCCUCAAUCAUACGUGACAAGAAUACUCUGUGUGGUCAUUGUGGUCGCUCUGGUCACGAGAAGAAGGAUUGCUGGCAACUUGUUGGGUUUCCGGAGUGGUGGAAUGAGCGUAAUGCUGGUUCUGGUCGUGGUGGUCGUGGCAGAGGGGGACGAGGAGCUGGAGUAAACAACUUUGGGCGUGGUCGUGGUCAAGCUAAUGCAGCUCCCGCUACAAGCUCGAAUGCAUCUUCGUUUCCCGAGUUUACUCCAGACCAAUGGAAAGCUCUCUCCAAGCUGAUACAAGAGAAAACGGCUGAAUCAGAUUCUGACAAAUUGUCUGGUAAGAAAGGAUAUGGUGAUAUGAUUCUUGAUAAAGAUGCUUCACACCACAUGACAGGGAAUCUCUCACUUUUGCAUAAUCUUGAGGCGAUUGUUCCUUGCUCUAUCGGUUUUGCGGAUGGUGGGAAAACAGUGUCAGUUCGAAAAGAAGUUUUGACUCUGUCUUCCACCCUCACUUUACCUAAUGACCGUUUUUCGAGGACUCUGAUUGGAGCCGGUGAGGAACGUGAUGGGGUUUACUACUUCAAGGAUGUCAUGGCGGCUAGGAUUCAUCGAGCUGUAGCUGAUUCAGAUUUAGCUUUGUGGCACCAGCGGCUAGGACAUCCGUCUUUUUCAGUGCUUUCUUCUUUACCAUUGUUUUCUGGUGUUUCGAAAUCUGUUUGCUCGGGUCAGUGUGACGUGUGUUUCCGAGCUAAGCAGACUAGAGAGGGCAAUUUGCCGAUCAAAUUUUGGGGUGAAGUCGUGCUCACUGCUGCUUAUCUUAUAAACCGCACGCCUUCUGUUGUUCACCUUGGUCGGUCUCCGUACGAGAUGCUACAUGGACAGAAGCCAUCUUAUGAUCAGUUGCGUGGUUGGAAAGUAUUCGACCUUGAGCGUGAAGAGUAUAUCGUGUCUAGAGAUGUUGUCUUUAAUGAAGAAGUUUUUCCUUACUCUGUAGCUAGUCCUUCUCUGCCACAGUUCUCACCUUCUGUGUGUCUUGAUGAGGAUUGGCUCGUUGCUCCUACACCUACUGUUGUAAGGGGGAGUCAAUUGCUUGUGACAGUAACACCACAAGAACCUGAGACAGUUAUCUCACAAGAACCUGUGACAGAAAAUCCACAAGAACCUCUCACAGCUGAUACACAAGAACCUGUCUCAAUAUCUGUCACAGAGAUAGAGCAAGAAGUUCGUGGUGAUCAAGUUAUCUCGCCUUCAGCCGAGCCUGUCCCUCUCCUUGGUCGCGGUCUGCGGCAACGUUCUGAGUCUGUCAAGCUCCGUGACUAUGUCACAUAUAAUGUCGUCUGUAAUCAAGACCCCCAUCACGCUCCUCCCGAUCCCACAUCUCAGUCCUCAUCGGUCCAAGGUACAUCUCUUUAUCCGCUGUCCCAUUAUAUUUCGGAUGAUUCUUUUUCCCCAGGACAGCGUGCGUUCUUUGCUGCCAUCACUGCAAGAGAUGAACCAAAACACUUCAAAGAUGCUGUUCGAAUAAAAGUAUGGAACAAUGCUAUGAGGACUGAGGUGGAUGCACUUGAACAAAAGCGCACUUGGGAUAUUUGUGAUUUGCCUCCGGGAAAAGAAGCUCUUGGAUGUCUUUGGGUCUAUAAGACAAAGUACAACUCUGAUGGUACAAUUGAGCGGUAUAAAGCUCGCCUUGUGGUUCAGGGUAAUCAUCAGGUCGAGGGUGAAGAUUUCGAUGAGACGUUUGCUCAUGUUGUCAAGAUGAACACCGUACGUUCUGUUCUUCGUCUUGUUGCUGCUAAAAACUGGGAAGUGUAUCAGAUGGAUGUCAAUAACGCUUUCCUACAUGGUGAUCUUGAGGAAGAAGUUUACAUGAAACUUCCUCCAGGUUUUCGGCACUCACAUCCCGGCAAAGUUUGUCGGCUUCGUAAGUCUCUUUAUGGGCUCAAACAAGCUCCGCGAUGCUGGUUCAAGAAACUUUCUGAUGCGUUACUUCGGUUUGGUUUCGAACAGUCCUAUGAUAAUUAUUCUCUGUUCUCAUAUUCUCGUAAGAAUAUCGAGCUUCGAGUUCUUGUGUACGUGGAUGAUCUCAUUAUUGUGGAUUUGGGAAAGUUAAAGUAUUUUUUGGGUAUUGAGAUUAGUCGAGGACCCGAUGGAAUCUUCCUUUCUCAACGCAAGUACGCGUUGGAUAUCAUUGCUGAAACUGGGAACCUGGGUUGUAGACCUGCUUUAACACCACUUGAGCAAACUCAUCAGUUAGCUUCGGUUGAGAGUCCCCUGUUUGGAGAUCCUACGAAAUAUCGGAGACUCAUGGGACGUCUUAUUUACUUACUUAACACAAGGCCUGAGUUGUGUUAUUCUGUGCAUUUACUGUCUCAGUUCAUGAAGGAACCGAAGGUGGCUCACUGGGAGGCGGCUCUUCGUGUGGUUCGUUUCUUAAAAGGUUCCCCUGGUCAAGGGAUUUUUUUGUCAUCGGAUCCUGAUCUUACGCUCACUGUUUACUGCGCUGCUGACUACAACUCUUGUCCGUUGACGCGUAAGUCACUUAGUGCUUUUGUGGUUCUUCUUGGUGGCUCUCCGGUGGCUUGGAAAACCAAGAAGCAGGGCACGGUGUCACAUUCUUCCGCUGAAGCAGAGUACCGCGCAAUGGCUUUCACUCUCCGUGAAAUCAAAUGGUUUAUGCGUGUUCUUGCUGGCCUUGGUAUAGACCAGUCUGCGCCAACUCGAUUGUUUUGUGACAAUAAGGCUGCCAUUUAUAUAGCCUCCAAUCCAGUUUUCCACGAGAGAACGAAGCACAUCGAGUCCGAUUGCCACGCGGUACGAAAUGCAGUUCAAGAUGGGAUCAUUGUCACUGAUCACGUCCGCACAGCGGAGCAGCUGGCGGAUAUUCUUACAAAGGCGUUGGGUCGUGCCCCAUUUCAAUAUCUGCUGUCCAAGUUGGGCUUGAAUACGGUGAGGAGAUUCAUAUUCUACAGAGAUGCUGAGCAGAGAGCUGAGGAGGCUAUGUCAAUGCGGUCAGAGGUGCAAAAGGAGAUGGAAAAGGAAAGAGAGAAAAGACUCCGUAUGACACGACGACUGGUGCUGGAAGAUGGGAUUAUAUAUGAUGUGUGUGUCGACGGUGAUGCGGAUACGGAACCGAUCGGUCAAACCGAGACGUGA